AUGUCGGACAACAAGGAAAUCGAUUAUACUCUGGCUAACCCAGACACUCUCACCAAGUACAAGACUGCUGCUCAGAUCUCUGAGAAGGUCCUGGCCGAGGUCUCAAAGCUUGUCGUCCCCGGCGCCAAGAUUGUCGACAUUUGCCAGCAGGGUGAUAAGCUGAUCGAGGAGGAGAUUGCCAAGGUCUACCGAGGCAAGAAGAUCAACAAGGGCUUCUCCCAUCCCACCACGGUCUCCCCCGCGUCCUACGUCACUCCCUACACUCCCCUUACCUCCGACGAGGCUGAGGCCGGUAUCGAGAUUAAGGAGGGAGAGCCCAUCAAGAUCCAGCUCGGUGCCCAGAUCGAUGGCUUCGGCUCCAUCGUUUGCGACACUGUCGUCGCUACCCCCGAGGACAAGGCUGGAGAGCCCGUCACUGGCCGCACCGCCGAUCUGAUCCUGGCCAACUACUACGUCAAUGAGCUGCUCCUGCGACUCAUGAUCCCCCCUGGCCUCCUGGCCCAGGGAACCGACGAGGAGAAGGCCAAGGCUGCCGCCCAGAAGGCCCCUACCCAGUCCAAGAUCACCAGCCUCCUGGAGAAGGUUACCAAGGCCUACGAUGUGAACCUCGUCGAGAGCACCACCUCGUGGCUGUUUGACCGCAAUGAGAUCGAGGGCAGCAAGAAGAUUGUCCUCGCCCCCGCCGAGGGCACCAAGGGCGACGGUACCCCCGAGAUCAGCGAGGUCUGGGGUGUCGAGGUCGGUGUCAGUCUGGGUUCCGGCAAGGUCAAGAGUAUCGACCAGCGACCCACCCUCCACCGCCGUACCAACCAGACCUACGGUCUCAAGCGACCUACCUCUCGCAAGAUCCUCUCCGAGGUCCAGAAGAAGUUCGGAACUUUCCCCUUCAGCUUGCGACAGCUUGAGGAUGAGCGUGAUGCCAAGUCUGGUGUCGUCGAGUGUGUCCGCGGUAACGUCUUCCGCCAGUACGAGCUGGUUGGCGACAAGGACAACGCCCAGGUUGCCCGAUACCUCACCACCAUUGCCAUCACCAAGAACGGCAUUACCAAGCUGGGUGGACCCCCUCCCCUGAACCUGGAGAAGUACCAGUCGGACAAGAAGAUCGAGGACGAGGAGGUUCUCAAGAUCCUGGAGCAGCCCAUCGCCCGAAACACGGGCAAGAAGAAGAGCAAGCCCAAGAAGAAGGCCAAGAAGGAGGGCGAGGCCGAUGCCGAGUAA
This is a messenger RNA of Fusarium keratoplasticum, 1218 nucleotides long. RefSeq names its product Peptidase-M24 domain-containing protein. Lineage: Eukaryota; Fungi; Ascomycota; Sordariomycetes; Hypocreales; Nectriaceae. The transcript is spliced from 4 exons. The record is from RefSeq and is a predicted model, not a curated record. Bases 1 to 1218 code for a protein of 405 amino acids.